Calypte anna (Anna's hummingbird) is the source of this 4918-nucleotide messenger RNA. RefSeq names its product semaphorin 3C (gene SEMA3C). The record is from RefSeq and is a predicted model, not a curated record. Lineage: Eukaryota; Metazoa; Chordata; Aves; Apodiformes; Trochilidae. Bases 419 to 2674 code for a protein of 751 amino acids. Gene Ontology annotation, molecular function: chemorepellent activity; semaphorin receptor binding. The transcript has 18 exons. Gene Ontology annotation, biological process: positive regulation of cell migration; axon guidance; semaphorin-plexin signaling pathway.
GAGGCCUCGGAGCCUCGCCUCGCUAGAGCGGCGGCGGGGAGGGCAGGGCAGUGCCUGUAACUGGAAACCGGAGACUGCACCGUCACCGCGCCGCCGCUUUCCAUUCACUCCUAGGUGCUUAAUUGAGGGCUGGGGAGAAGCGCUCCUGCUGCCUUAGGAGUCCAGAUACAAGGAUUAUUUUACAAAAGAGCCGGGAGUACCUUUGCAGCCACCGGGAAGAGAGACUUUUCCUUAUUUUAAUUUUUUUUUUUUUUUUUAAUAUUCUCUCUCCUCCCCACUAAAUGAGACGGGUUUGGAAUUAAAAUAUUCUGCUAAGAGGAGUGGAGUCGGUAAACUGAGAGAAACCAGAUAAAAAUCUCUAUUACUGGUCCCUCCAAUAGAUUUUGUUUCUUGGAUACUAACUUGCAAAACUGAAGAGAUGGCAUUUCUUGCACUGCACGUGUUGACUGGGAUAUUUAUUUACUUUAGCAGUGUAAAAGGAUCUUCCCAGCCUCAAGCAAGGGUGUUUCUAACAUUCAAUGAGCUGCAAGAAACUAAGACCUCUGAAUAUCACAGAAUAUCCCACAGUCCCCUGGAUUACAGGAUAUUGUUAAUGGAUGAAGAUCAGGAUCGGAUCUAUGUGGGCAGCAAAGAUCAUAUUCUGUCUUUGAAUAUUAAUAAUAUAAGCCAGGACCCUCUCAGUAUUUUCUGGCCAGCGUCAGCAAGCAAGGUUGAAGAGUGCAAAAUGGCUGGCAAAGAUCCUACACAUGGUUGUGGAAAUUUUGUGCGUGUGAUCCAGUCGUACAACCGCACACACCUGUACGUCUGCGGCAGCGGCGCCUUCAGCCCUGUCUGUGUUUAUGUGAACAGAGGGCGCAGGUCCGAGGAACAAACCUUCAAGAUCGACUCCAAGUGUGAAUCAGGAAAGGGACGCUGUUCUUUCAACCCCAAUGUGAACACUGUGUCUGUUAUGAUCAAUGAAGAGCUGUUUUCAGGAAUGUAUAUUGAUUUCAUGGGGACAGAUGCAGCCAUUUUUCGGAGUCUGACCAGGAGGAAUGCAGUGCGAACCGACCAGCACAACUCCAAGUGGCUGAGUGAGCCUAUUUUUGUGGAUGCUCAUGUUAUCCCAGAUGGCACUGACCCCAACGAUGCCAAAAUCUACUUCUUCUUCAAAGAAAGACUCACAGACAACAGUGGCAGCACAAAGCAAAUUCAUUCAAUGAUUGCAAGAAUCUGCCCAAAUGACACAGGUGGUCAGCGUAGUCUUGUAAACAAGUGGACAACAUUCUUGAAAGCAAGACUUGUGUGCUCAGUAAUGGAUGAAGAUGGAACAGAAACGUACUUUGAUGAACUAGAGGAUGUGUUUCUUUUAGAGACAGAUAACCCCAGAACAACACUUGUGUAUGGAAUCUUCACAACAUCAAGCUCCAUAUUUAAAGGCUCAGCUGUGUGUGUGUAUCAUCUAUCUGACAUCCAGACUGUGUUCAAUGGGCCGUUUGCACACAAGGAGGGCCCAAACCACCAGCUGAUUCCAUAUCAGGGCAGAAUCCCGUACCCAAGACCUGGCACUUGUCCAGGAGGAGCCUUCACACCUAAUAUGCGAACAACCAAAGAGUUUCCAGAUGAUGUUGUGACCUUCAUCAGAAAUCACCCUUUGAUGUUUAAUCCCAUUUACCCAAUACACAAGAGGCCAUUAAUCAUCCGGAUAGGAGCAGACUACAAGUACACAAAGGUUGCUGUGGAUAGAGUGAAUGCUGCUGAUGGAAGAUACCAUGUCUUGUUUCUCGGAACAGAUCAAGGAACCGUGCAAAAAGUUGUUGUCCUGCCCACCAACUUCUCUGCAAGUGGAGAACUCAUUUUAGAAGAGCUGGAGGUUUUUCAGAGUAAUACUCCUAUAACAACAAUGAAGAUUUCAUCUAAAAAGCAACAGCUGUAUGUGAGCUCAGAUGAAGGGGUCACCCAGGUGUCCUUGCAUCGCUGCCACAUCUAUGGGACCGCCUGUGCUGACUGCUGCCUGGCCCGAGACCCCUACUGUGCCUGGGAUGGCAACUCCUGCUCCAGGUUUUAUCCCACAGGGAAAAGGAGGAGUCGUCGGCAAGACGUGAGGCAUGGAAACCCUCUGACUCAGUGCCGAGGUUUCAACCUGAAAGCGUACAGAAACGCUGCAGAAAUAGUUCAGUAUGGAGUGAAAAACAACACCACCUUUCUUGAAUGCACACCCAAAUCUCCUCAGGCUUCUAUUAAAUGGCUGCUACAGAAAGACAAUGACAGGAGGAAAGAGGUCAAGCUGAAUGAGAGGAUCAUAGCUACUGAACAAGGACUCCUCAUCCGCUCUGUCCAAGACAGUGACCGGGGGCUUUACCACUGCAUUGCAACAGAGAACAACUUCAAGCAGACCUUAGCAAAGAUCAAUUUCAAAGUGUUGGAUUCAGAGAUGGUGGCUGUCAUGACUGACAAGUGGUCCCCUUGGACUUGGGCCAGCUCAGUCCGAGCACUACAGUUCCACCCCAAGGACUUUGUGGGAGCUUUCAGCCACUCAGAAAUGCAGAUGAUUAACCAGUACUGUAAAGACAGUAGACAGCAGGGGCAGCAAAGGGAAGAACCCCAGAAGAUGAGAGGGGACUACAGCAAACUAAAAGCCCUUAUAAAUAGCAGGAAAAGUAGAAAUAGAAGGAAUCAAUUACCUGGUUCUUAAGUUUUAUUUAACAGUAAUAGAUUCUGUCCUCACUGUAGGGGGCUUAUAUUUGUCUAUUGAGAACAAAUUUGAGCAAAUCUGAUUUUAAGAAAAAAUGAAAAUCCAACAAGCCUCAGAAAAGAUCCUUCUCACGGUAAAAUGCAGCGUAACUUAUCUAAUGAUAAUUCAGAGCAUUUUCUUUCCUAGAUGCUUACUGACACUAGGUUAGGCUCUGUCCUAGAGGCAGAACUGGGUAUUCAUCUUGAACCAGAUUCAUCUUUGAGAUCUAAGUAUUUAAUUACAGUUAAUUAGAAAAUUUUACAAAAUGGAUACAUUUUCUUGGAACUAUGGUACUGUACCAAGCAGACUAGUGAAAGAAUCUGACUUAAGAUGCAUGCUCAAAGUGGGAUGGUACUAAGAUUUCCUUGCACUGCAGAACUUGGGUUUUCUUUCUAUUUACUGUUCAGUAUUUGGUUUACAGCUUUGACUCCUUGUUCAAAUCAUGUGAAUGCAUGCUAAUAGGGAGCAAGUAAAGUAUAGUAGAAAUGUUCCAUUUGUUAAGUAAUCCUACAGAGGUCAAAUGAAGGAACAAGUAGAAGAGAAACACCAAAAAAAUAAUUAUACCUUAUCAGAAGAAACACUGAUUACUGUGCAUAGUAUGAGUUGUAAUAAAUUCAUGAGUUCUGGAAUGUAGCUUAAAAUAUCUCUGCACAUACUGGUUUUUAUUAAAAUAGGCUAUCCUCUAACAUUACAUAGCUUUAUAAGUGGCACAAAACUUACAUGAGAAUGUUCCAUACACAUACAAUUUUGCAAAACACCUAAGUGACAUAGGUAUUUUGGAUACUUUUCAAGAAACUACACUCCAAUGUUUUUCAAAGGACAGAAUGUGGGUAUACUUUUUACACAGAAACAAAAUAAAUACAGAUUAUGCUUAACCUGUUCCAUGAUUAAAUUGGAGCUGAUCUGCAGUGUGAAAACAAGUCAUGAGUGUCUCUGAAAAUUUUCAAAACAUUAUUUUUUCAACUAUUUUCUCAAAAAGCAAAUAUUCUAACUAGAAUUUUUAAAUUAAACCAUUUUAGUUUUUAGACUUUAUACCCUUUCCUUUUCAAUUUUCAUGAUUUCCUAUCAUUUUCAGUUUUCUGCUGAAAAGAUCAAGAAAAGAAAAGAAAAAAAAAAAAAGUAUGAGGGAAAAACAAAAGUGACAAAUGGGCUAGGAUCAAAAACCAAAAAGUGUAACAACUUGAGAAGCAUGUUUAAACAGAAAUAUUUUUGUUUAGAAAGCAGCAGUUCUUAAGAAGUAUAUUAUUAGUUGAAAAUUGUGUAAAUGUGCAUCAAGCCAUCCUGGGAUAAACUAUCUUUUUUUUGGGGGGGGAAACACUAGUGCCAAAAACAAAGGACAAAACUGCCUCGUUUUACUAUGUAAGAGUAUUCUGGAAGUGGAUGAGCCUGUUCAAAGAGAUAGAAAACAAGGAUUUAAAAUGUAUGAAUAUCUUUUAAAAAUGGUAGUAUAUUAUUUGAAACUUUAUGAUAAUAUACAAAAAUAUUAACUAAUGUUCAUCUUAAAACUGAGCUACAUUUAGCUAUUUAGCUAAAAAAAAGAAAAGUAAAUUUCUCAGAAAAAGAAAAAAAGAGUAAAAAUAAUUUCUGAUUCCAGAGAAGGUAAGAAAAAAUAUUUUUUAAAAGAUGUUAGUUCAGCCGGUCACAGAUGAAUACUGUAUUUUAAAACAUAGUUUUAAACAUUGUAAUGGGUCUUUGUUGAAACUAUUUGAGCACUAUUUUGAUUCUGCUUCUAUUAGAAUACUCUGGGAGUAACUCUACAGGGUACAGGAGAACACCUCUGGGAUUGUGUCAGUGUGAAUUAAGAUCUAGUGCAGUGUUGGUAGCUCUGGUAUUUACCUGAUGUCAGUGAAAUGUGUCACUUUAUCACCACCUGGUGCAGAAUAUCUGGGAAAUGGGCCAUGAUUGAUCAAACCACUUAAACACUAAGUCCCUUUCUUGCUAAUGGAAGCUCUUUGAGUUUAAUUUCUGUGCUUACUGCUUGCCUCAAAGCAAUGAGGGCAAUGGCAGCCUGCUCAUAUUUUGCCAUCUAGUAAAGUGCUUCCCUUAAGUAAGACCUGAAUUCUUAUUUCUGAAAUAUGUAGCCACUGGUAUCUAAGAUUCUUAUGGAAGCCAUUGGGAAACUUGGAAAAGGUUGAGGAUCUUUCUGUUUGACUUCAGUGAGCUUGGAUCUGGCCCCAAGAGCUGUCAAAGUGGACUGUAGGAAAA